This is a messenger RNA of Brenthis ino (lesser marbled fritillary), 450 nucleotides long. The record is from the annotation of a GenBank genome assembly. NCBI's taxonomy places the organism in Eukaryota, Metazoa, Arthropoda, Insecta, Lepidoptera, Nymphalidae.
AUGUCAGAAGAAGAACAUCAAACAGAGGUGGAUAUACCUGAUAUUAUAGAUGACACUGAACAAUAUCAAGAAAAUGAUUACCGUUCAACCGAAAUCACCGACUCUGAAUUAAGCAUAAUAAAAGAUUCUGAAGAAGCGAAUUCUGAAGAACAAUGUACUACUUCUGAAAAGAAGACACAAAACGCUAAUAAAGUGGAAGUAAUACGGUCUACUAGACUUCCGAUUGCACGAAUAAAAAAUAUAAUGAAAAUGGAUCCAGACGUUACUGUUGUAAACGCUGAAGCAGUUUUUUUGGUCACAAAGGCGACGGAAAUGUUCUUAGAAACUAUAGCAAAAGAAACAUAUGCAUAUACAGCUCAACACAAAAGAAAAACCAUUGCUAAAAAAGAUUUAGAUGUGGUGAUCAACAAAGUUGAUUGUUUGUGCUUUUUGGAGGGUGCUAUGGAUUUU